Messenger RNA from Cynara cardunculus var. scolymus (artichoke), 2182 nucleotides. Its product is annotated as CDPK-related kinase 5-like. Bases 185 to 2008 code for a protein of 607 amino acids. NCBI's taxonomy places the organism in Eukaryota, Viridiplantae, Streptophyta, Magnoliopsida, Asterales, Asteraceae. Gene Ontology annotation, cellular component: cytoplasm; nucleus. Gene Ontology annotation, molecular function: calmodulin binding; calcium-dependent protein serine/threonine kinase activity; calcium/calmodulin-dependent protein kinase activity. The record is from RefSeq and is a predicted model, not a curated record. Gene Ontology annotation, biological process: intracellular signal transduction; peptidyl-serine phosphorylation; protein autophosphorylation. The transcript is spliced from 11 exons.
UCCACGACAAAAUUGCAGUAAACCCUAGAAACGAAUUCAAAAAUCUUAUCGAAUCCAAUCGGUUUCAAAAUGUUGUAUGAUACAAUGCUUCAAGAAAGUUAGGUUUUUUUCUUUCUUUCUUUUCUCAGUUAAAAGCCGUUAAUUUUCCCGUUUUUGGGUUGGGGAUUUGCUGAAAAAUCCCCAAAUGGGUGUUUGUACCUCUAAACCUUCGACAGGAUCCAAAUUUUCCGGCCAUUACGACAUCGAAAUUCCGGUGAAAGAUGAUGAUAACGACGAUAAACAACCAGAAGAAACGACGUCGUCGUCUUCGAACAAGAAGACCGCCAAAGACGAAAUUGAAGUCGGUAAGAAAUCCCCGUUUUUUCCGUUUUACAGUCCCAGUCCAGCUCACAAUUGGUUCUCAAAAAAGUCUCCGGCGAAAUCUCCGGCGCCUAAUGCGAGUUCAAAUUCGACACCGAGGAGAUUCUUUCGGCGCCCGUUUCCUCCUCCUUCUCCAGCGAAACACAUUAAAUCGGUGUUGGCGAGACGGCAUGGCUCAGUGAAGCCGAACGAGCCCGCUAUACCGGAGGGAAACGAGCCGGAAGGGGUUUCGGGAUUGGAUAAAAGCUUUGGGUUUUCUAAGCAUUUUGGGAGCAAAUAUGAGCUUGGUGAAGAAGUUGGAAGAGGCCAUUUUGGUUACACUUGCAAAGCUAAGUUCAAGAAAGGAGAGCUUAAAGGUCAAGAAGUUGCAGUCAAAGUUAUCCCCAAAUCGAAGAUGACAACAGCCAUAGCCAUUGAAGAUGUGAGAAGGGAGGUGAAGAUAUUGAAAGCUUUAACAGGGCAUAACAACUUGGUGCAUUUUUACGAUGCAUAUGAAGAUCAUGAACAAGUUUACGUUGUGAUGGAGUUAUGUGAAGGAGGGGAACUCUUGGAUAGAAUACUUUCAAGAGGCGGGAAAUACACCGAAGAUGAUGCCAAGGCCGUAUUGGUACAAAUAUUGAACGUUGUUGCGUUUUGUCAUCUUCAAGGUGUGGUUCAUCGGGACUUGAAACCGGAGAAUUUCUUGUUCACGUCCAAGGAUGAAAGCUCACCGCUUAAGGCCAUAGAUUUUGGUUUGUCGGACUUUGUGAAGCCCGAUGAAAGGCUUAACGAUAUUGUCGGAAGUGCAUACUAUGUGGCCCCCGAAGUUCUACAUAGAUCGUAUAGUACCGAGGCCGAUGUUUGGAGUAUUGGUGUUAUAGCAUAUAUUCUUYUGUGYGGMAGCCGGCCUUUYUGGGCWCGAWCWGARUCCGGGAUCUUUCGAGCYGUUUUAAAAGCKSAUCCRAGUUUYGAUGAAGUACCGUGGCCUACMYUAUCMUCCGAGGCCAAAGAUUUUGUCAAACGUUUAUUGAACAAGGACCCUAGGAAAAGAAUGACGGCCGCUCAAGGCCUUAGUCAUCCGUGGAUUAGAAGUAGUAAUGAAGUGAAAGUGCCGCUUGACAUCUCGAUAUUGAGACUAAUGAAGGGUUAUAUGCGUUCUUCUGCUCUUCGUAAAGCUGCUUUACGGGCUUUAUCGAAGACGUUGACGGUAGAUGAGUUGUUCUAUCUAAAGGAACAAUUUUCUUUGUUAGAACCGAGCAAAAACGGAUCCAUAAGCAUGGAAAAUAUCAAAGCGGCCUUGACGAAACAUGCUACGGAUGCCAUGAAGGAGUCACGUAUCCAUGAUUUCUUAGCAUCGCUUAGCGCGCUACAAUACCGAAGGAUGGAUUUUGAGGAAUUUUGUGCAGCUGCUAUAAACAUCUAUCAGCUCGAGGCUCUUGAUCGAUGGGAACAACAUGCUCGUUGCGCCUACGAACUCUUUGAAAAAGAUGGCAACCGAGCCAUCAUGAUAGAAGAACUCGCUUCCGAACUCGGGUUAAGCCCAUCGGUCCCGGUUCAUGCCGUCCUCCACGACUGGAUAAGGCACACGGACGGAAAGCUGAGUUUCCUCGGAUUUGUGAAGUUGUUGCACGGCGUCUCGAGUCGGACCCUUGCUAAUAAACCUCAAUAACUCCAGGGUAAAGAUGGGUUUGGGUUGAAUUUGUGGUUCGAUUUGCAGUUGAAGGUGAGAAAUACAAAUUGAUUUCCAACUUCAAAAAAACAAAGAACAUGUAUGCAUUCAAUUGCAAUUGUAUUUGUAUCAUCAGAUGCUUCAUGCUCUAAUCAACUAAUUCCCACUUGUCAA